AUGGCUUCCGGACUCCCGGCCACUCCGCUCAAGAAGAUCAGCAUGGUGCGCAUCGCCCAUGUGUACUACAAGCACAAGAACAUCGACGAAGCAAAGAGAUUUGCCGAGGACUUUGGCUUCGCUCAGACUUCCGAGGUCGGCAAGAAGACAUACUUCCGUGGUUAUGGCACAGAGCCAUUCGUUCUCUGCCUCGAGGCAUCAAACGAGGACGAGUUCGGCGGCGCAGCCUUCGUCGUUGAAUCCAUGGAGGACUUGAUGCAAGCAGCCAAGACACUCCCCAAUGAAUGCAAAGCCACCGACAUCUACGACCUCACAGAUGCCCCUGGCGGUGGAAAGUGUGUAACGUUUUAUGACCCUGUCGACAAGUUCCCCUUCCAUCUUGUCUACGGCCAGUCGCCGGUCGAGGCGCGGGAUGUUGAUUUUCCCAUUGUGCGCUUCAACUUUCCUAACGAGAAGAACCGCGGAGCCAACGAAUUCCAACGCUUCAAGAAGCGACCAGCACCGGUACAUAAGCUGGGUCACUUCGGCAUGUGUGUAACCGACUUUGCCAAGUGCUAUGACUUCUACACCAAAUACUUCAACUUCUUCCCUAGUGAGCUUGUCCAUAACGACGAAGGUGUCAACAAGACCGUCUUUUUCAGACUCAACCGCGGAAGAGACCUUGUCGACCACCAUUGCUUCUUCUUCUUUGAGGGUCCCAAGAUGCACGUCCACCACUCGUCCUUCGAGACCCACGAUUUCGAUACGCAGGUGCUCGGUCACGAUUGGCUUCGUCAUCAAGGCUACAAGAACUGCUGGGGUGUGGGUCGACACGUAAUGGGCAGCCAGAUCUUCGAUUACUGGUUCGACCCAUCCGGCUUCAUUCUUGAGCACUAUGUGGAUGGUGAUCUCCUCGAUAUGAAUGAGCCCACACAUAACACCAAGGCAGCUCCUGACAACCUACAUGUUUGGGGCCCUGAGGUUCCAGCCACUUUCUUGCAGUGA
Molecule: messenger RNA, 984 nt
Organism: Sordaria macrospora k-hell
Lineage: Eukaryota; Fungi; Ascomycota; Sordariomycetes; Sordariales; Sordariaceae
Biological process (GO): L-methylmalonyl-CoA metabolic process
Cellular component (GO): mitochondrion
Molecular function (GO): methylmalonyl-CoA epimerase activity
Source: RefSeq, a predicted model, not a curated record